Molecule: messenger RNA, 2024 nt
Organism: Sinocyclocheilus anshuiensis
Lineage: Eukaryota; Metazoa; Chordata; Actinopteri; Cypriniformes; Cyprinidae
Product: claspin-like
Exons: 13
Coding region: 1-1863 (620 amino acids)
Biological process (GO): mitotic G2 DNA damage checkpoint signaling; mitotic DNA replication checkpoint signaling; activation of protein kinase activity
Molecular function (GO): anaphase-promoting complex binding
Source: RefSeq, a predicted model, not a curated record
AUGAUCAUCAAGGAGGAUGACACCCUUUCAUUGGCUAAGGACAGCAGUCAUAACAGUAGCUUUGAGCUGAUGGGCUCAAUGAUCCCAUCAUACCAGCCAGUCAAUAGAGCUGCAGGCAGAGGCCUGUCCAACAGUGCGUUCCGCUCUCCAUCUCCCUACCUCUUCAGAUCCAGCUUCCUCGGCUCUGCUUCAAAGAGCUCAGGUAAGAUGUCCGAACCCUCCCUCUCCCUCCCUGUGGAGGAUUCUCAAGACCUUUAUGCUCCCUCGUCCCCGAGUGAGUCCGCCUUCCCUCCGGCUGGGGAUUCUCAGGGUCGUUUCUCACUGGAGGAGGACACCCACUCCCAGCUACUGGAUGCCGAUGGCUUCUUAAACGUCGGUCCUCGUAGCGUGCCUAGCCGUUCCCACAAACGGCAGCUUAUACUAGACAGUCUGGAUGAAAACGCCAUGGACGCUAACAUGGGUGAGCUCCUAGGGCUCUGCUCAGGGGGCUUUGGAUCAGGGAAGACCCAGCCAGGGGCUUCUCAGCCUGCAGCAGAGGAUGAGCUCCUGGGCUUGUGCUCUGGAGCUUUUGCCACACAGCCUGAAGAACCAGUCGUCAAGCCCAAGGAGAACAAGAAGACCUUGGAGCCAGAAGAGCAAAGAGGGGAGAGUCGAGGCAGCUCCGAGACAGACAUGGACCAGCUGCUGGCUCUCUGUUCUGGCAAGUUCACAGGAAUCCCGUCUGCUUCGUCGCUGCCAUCAGUCUCAAGUCCUGCCUUUGAAAAGCCAUCUGAAACGAACAGGAACAAGAACAUAACUGAGGAACAAGAGGAAGAGGAGGAAAGUGACUGUGAGUUCCGGCUCCUGUCAGAUGUAGACAGCCUUAGUGACAAGGACGAAAAUGAGGAUAAAUCAGAUGCUGAAGAAGGGGAAACUGAGAAUGAAGAGGAAGAGGAACGGGAAGCGGUCUUUGGACGACGCACUAGCAAAAAGAAAAUCCGUUUAGCAGAGUUUGUGGAAUCCGAGGCAGAGUUGUCUGGCAGUGAUGUGGGCGAUGAGGAUGAGGAUGAUUAUGGUGGUGAUGAAUAUGAGGAGGAGGAGAUACAGGAAGAGUUGCCAUCAGAUGAGGAAUUGAUGGACCAAGUUAACAAGAUUCACAUGAAGCAAAUCAUGGAUGAUGAUAAGCAAAAACUGCGGCUUUAUCAGGAGCGUUACCUUGCUGAUGGAGAUCUGCAUUCUGAUGGACCUGGACGAGCUCGUCGUUUCCGCUGGAAAAACAUUGAUGAUAUUUUUGAGUUUGGUGGAAUGGGUCCUGAUGGAGACGAGGAAGAGGAAGAUGAAGAAAUCGAUCAACUGGAGCUGCAAAGACGUAAAGAGCGGCUAGAGAGGGAACAGUGGAUGAGAGAACAGACUGAAGCUCAGGCCAAAAAGGGAGAGGAUGCAGAUGAUGAGGAAAAGAUUGAAGAAGAGGAUAGUCAAUUUAUGAAGCUAGCCAAGAAGCUCACUGCUAAGACCCUUCAAAAGAGAGACCCUUCAGCUGUUCCUCUGCAAGAGAAGGCGGCUCUCAAAGCCAACCAGUUCCGAAAGCCAUUUCAGCCCACCGUGGUCAAGAGAGGCUCAUUACUCAGUCAACCCCGAGCAAUGUUGCAAAAGUUAGCCAGCAUCUCUGACAGUAACCCUUUGGCCCCUCGUAACACACGAGGUUUUCUUUUCCAAACCCUGUCACCGGAAAAAGAGACACCUGCAUCAGAGGGACCCAGAAAACAGGUUAAGAAAAGAGGACAGAUGGACUCUUUUAGCCCUGCUGCCAAGCGGCCAUGUCUCGGGAACUCCCUCAAACCUACAGGACCACCACGAAGUAUUUUCAGCUAUCUGGAAAACUGAAGUUGCUUCCAAACUUCCCAGUAUUACUUACAAUUAAUACAUAACUAUAUUUGUCCCAUUGUCCAAACUAAAUGUUAUGAUGUUGAAAGUUUGUCUUUUUAGACUAUUUGUAUCAUGUAAAUAUUGUGAUUUCUCCUUUUAAGUGAUGUAAUUUUAUUUUU